ACGAGAUAUUUUGAGAUUCAAGGUCACUUUGCAUUUGUCGUGCUCUCUCCAAGGCCACGCAGCUGGAUGAUCCGCUAUGUAGGACCGCGCACGUUGGACAAUGGUCUCUCUUCUCUGAUCCAGAAGGAACAACAUGCUGAAGAUACCAAGCUUUGCAGCACCAACGCCGCACAAGACAAGCACAAUUGGGCCAACAAGACCAACCACCUGCUGCUGGACAACAUGAAAGGCUUUAUCGUGCACGAGGUGGUGCCGCAAGUGUCCCCAUGUGGCGAUUACGUCGAGUACGUGUUUGUGAUGGAGAACAGCCGAUCCGGCACGACUUGGGAUAUCAAGCGCCGGUACUCGCUGUUCCACGACCUCCGCGACGACCUCGAAGAGUUGUUCGAGACCCCGCAUUGCCACUAUUGCAAGAAAGCCGUGGAACAAUUGCAAGCGCUGUCGUUUCCACCCAAGCGCUUAUUUCACUCGGACGAAACCAUCCUGCAACGUGUCGAAGAGUUCCACGCGUACAUCCAAGCCACGCUCAAGAUUCUGUCGAAUCCGUUCUACCGGAGUUGCUCCCUUGUAUCGGUCCAAGCGCACAGUUUGAUCAAGCGCUUCUUGCUCACUGGCAUGCGGCGCCACGACGUGAUCGAGUGCAAGCAGCACCACGCGAUGUACUCUGUCCCGCUGCUGUUGCGGGAAUUGCAACUCCACGCCAACGGCAAGCGGCUCGAGCCGAUUGUCGAACAGCCGUCCCUGUCUCUAGCCAAAGCUUGCUAGAUUAACUUAACUUUACAUUAAUUGCAUGUGUGUAUCAUGUA
Aphanomyces astaci is the source of this 806-nucleotide messenger RNA. RefSeq lists its product as hypothetical. The coding region runs from base 67 to 765 and encodes 232 amino acids. NCBI's taxonomy places the organism in Eukaryota, Oomycota, Saprolegniomycetes, Saprolegniales, Verrucalvaceae. Gene Ontology annotation, molecular function: phosphatidylinositol binding. The record is from RefSeq and is a predicted model, not a curated record. The transcript has a single exon.